Messenger RNA from Colletotrichum fioriniae, 2514 nucleotides. NCBI's taxonomy places the organism in Eukaryota, Fungi, Ascomycota, Sordariomycetes, Glomerellales, Glomerellaceae. The record is from RefSeq and is a predicted model, not a curated record.
AUGUCGGCAGGUGGAAUCACUUACGAUGGAGUGCCCGGCGCCCGCGGCACUCUCUUCAAGGAUCUGAAGUUCUUUGUGUCGUUGCGCGUGCCCGGCAGGGUGAAAAUCCUGGAACUUAUCAAGCAAAACGGCGGCACAAUUGCCAAGUUGGAAACCCAGGCGGACCACUACAUUACGUAUGACACUGGGCUCAAACCAGCUGGAUCGCUCGAUUGGAAGUUUGUCAGAGAUUCCGUCGACAACGGCGCGAUACAAGAAACGGAUAAAUACGAGAUGCACCAGACCCCCACAGCUUCGCGCCCCGUUGGUGGUUCUCGUCCUGCUGGCGGAUCCCGUCCUACAGCCAAGUCGGCCAAUUCUGCCCCUAUUAAAGGAACCCGCACACCGUUCAACGCGACCGACGAUGAGAGUCUCGCCAGGUGGGUGUUGUCUCAUGCGGCGAAUAAAAAGAGCGGCAAUGAGAUCUAUCAGACAUUCGAGGGAAUAAACAAUCGUCAUACCUGGCAUUCUUGGAGAGAUCGAUGGAUCAAGAAGCUAUCGAAAUUGCCUCCGACUGAGCUUGAGAAGCUGGCAGCUAAUGCUCCUGAUAUCGCAUUGCCGCCACCACCGGCAGCCGCGACUUCUUCUAAGCGAUCUGGAGCUACGCGACCAGCAGUAAAGAAGGCGCCUCCUCCAGCUACCCAAACUGUCUCGCAAUUGCCUCCGGCGAAGGCAGCGGUGAAGACAGCGGUGAAACCGACCUCCGCCGCCCAUCAGCCAGCCGUCAAAGCGCCAUCGACUCCAGCGAAGAGAGCCAAAUUCACAGAGGCAGAAGACGACUUGCUGAUACGCGAGGCAGGCAGAUUUGGCGGUACACCCGACACCAAAUUCUUCAAGAGAUUCUCAGAAAAGAUAUUGGAGCCGCGACUUCGGGAGAGCUCUAAGGAAAGCCUCGAGGAGAGCGGACCCUCACCUAAAGAAUCCUCUACAGUCAACAGAAAGACCCGACCGGACACAGCUCCUAGCGGUGGCGAGCCAAGUCGGCAGACGGAACGCCCACAGAACGAGAGGCCAAACGAAUCUAACAGCCAGGCCGCGGAGACUUCUGCACCAAAGGUCGCUCUAUCUGGUGCAAGCCCCGCGAGAAAGAAAUACGAAGCGGAACAGCCACGAGUGCCAAAAGUCGAAGAAGCCCCAGCUGUCACGAGACAGGAUUUCUACGACCAACUUUGGGGCUACAGGACGUACCACCAUAUCGACACCCAAACUAAUCCCGAAAUCAAUGGUCAGCCCAUCGACUUGUGGCAAUUAUGGCAAGCUGUUGGAGACCAGUACCAGAAAGGUGCAGUCGAAACCGACUGGGCAGCAGUUGCAGAUAGUCUGGGCUUCCACGUUGAAAAUGCUCAGUUGAUACAACAAUGCUUUGCAGACCACGUCGCCGGCUUCGCCGCCAGCGGCAUAUUGGACGAAUCUGACGUAGAAUCCGAGGACGAUGGGGUUCCACAGCCCGAGGACGAAGACGCUGUACCGGAUGUGCCUCUAGAAUCUUUACAGAUGCAGCAAGCGGUUACUCCCAGUGCUUCUAGAAAGAGGCAAUCAAUCGCUGUCGAGACGUCUGGCUUUCCGUCGACACCAAAUAGCAGGAAAAAGCGACAGCGCCUAGGCCCAGACGACGAGAUCCCAUCGACUCCCGACGACAAGCUAGGUCUCGCAAGCUUUGGCAACCUUGGCCCCAGCCCCUCGCUUAGCGUCAAACAGUGGACGGCCAGUGAGGAGCAAGUUGAGGGGACUGCAGAGAUGGACGUAGAGGAAGACGAGCCUGAACAUGAUUCAGCUAGCAAGCCCCGUCGUUUGGAGCCCGAAACGCAGGACUUUGGCUUCGAUGAUGCCUUCAACGCACCUGACAAAUCGCAAGACAGUGUCGAGUUCGAUAUCUCGCCGUCACAACAGCUUUUGGGCGAGGAAGAGUCGGUGACCCCUUUGCCUUUGUCCUUCGGGAGAGAUAAAGGAGAAGGGGUCGACCGGAACCAGUCACCCACUCCUGCACAAGUUCAAGAGUCGCCCGCCGAAGAGGGAGAAGGAGAGGAGGAGGUGGAGGAGGAAGAGGAAGAAAAAGAAGAAACAGGAGAAGUUCCGAACGAUGCCACAGAUCAAACCAUGACCGACUCCCAAGAAUCGACAGAUAAGACCGUCGAGCUCCAGAACCUCAUGGACCGGUUUGUCUCGUUUGGCUACCCGCGCGAAGAUAUCGUCUUGGCGCUGAUGGCUACUUCGCUAUGCACACCGUUAGCCACAAGUCUGGUGAAGUACCUGAAGGAGCACAAGGACCUUCCCAACAAUUGGCAAGGAGUAUGGACGAUCAAUGACGACAAACGAUUGAGACGUGUCGAUGCUGCCGGCUCAGAGGGUGGCCCGGAUGAGGCCAAGAUCCGGAAAUAUUGGGAUUACCUGGAGUCGAAACAUACCCGGCCCCGUAUCGAGCAGAGAAGGAAGUUUCUUGCUUAUCUAGAUGAGACCAGCCAGAGCUCUCAAUGA